UAAGUCAUGUGAUUUUAACAGGAAGAACGGUUGCCCCCUUUCAAAACACUAGAGUGGUGAACUUAGGUUUAUGUUUUUUAACAUACUGUGUGUGAGUGUCGAUUGAACUACCACGGCUCUGCAGUAGCUGAUCUCCAGUCUGCCAGCGUACCGGUACACCAGAGACACCAUGGCUUGGACAAAAUAUCAGCUGUUUCUCGCAGCGUUGAUGCUCACAACUGGAUCUCUCAACACAUUAUCCGCAAAAUGGGCAGAUAUGUUCUCUGCUCCAGGAUGUCACGAUGUUCCAAACCAUGCCUUCACUCAUCCAUUCCUGCAGGCGGUGUGUAUGUUCCUGGGAGAGUUUGCCUGUCUGUUAGUGUUCCACCUGCUGCUGUGUCAUGACCGGAGGCGUCCCGAGCCCACGAUGGAGCCGGGCCAGAGCUUCAACCCCGUGCUCUUCCUUGCCCCGGCCCUCUGUGACAUGACGGGCACAUCCAUCAUGUAUGUGGCUCUGAACAUGACGAGCGCGAGCAGCUUCCAGAUGUUGCGUGGUGCCGUGAUCAUCUUCACAGGGCUUCUCUCCGUGGCCUUCCUGGGCCGUAAGCUGCAGCCGAGCCAGUGGGUCGGAAUCUUCAUCACCAUCCUGGGCCUCGUCGUUGUCGGCCUGGCCGACUUCAUCACCGGUAACCGCGACGAGUCGCACAAGCUCAGUGAGGUCAUCACAGGUGACCUGUUGAUCAUCAUGGCUCAGAUCAUCGUGGCUGUGCAGAUGGUGCUGGAGGAGAAAUUUGUCUACAAGCACAAUGUGCACCCCCUUAAAGCUGUCGGCACAGAAGGCUUGUUUGGCUUCUUCAUCCUUUCCUUCCUGCUCAUCCCCAUGUACUUCAUCCCCGCGGGCAGCUUUGGCUCGAACCCCCGGCACGUGCUGGAGGACGCGCUGGACGCCUUCUGCCAGAUCGGCCGGCAGCCGCUCAUCUUGGUGGCGCUCUUUGGCAACACGUUCAGCAUCGCCUUUUUCAACUUCGCCGGCAUGAGCGUCACCAAGGAGAUCAGCGCCACCACGCGCAUGGUGCUGGACAGCCUGCGGACGGUGGUGAUCUGGGUGGUGAGCCUGGCGUUGGGCUGGGAGUCGUUCCACGCCCUGCAGAUCCUGGGCUUCCUGGUGCUGCUGCUGGGGACCUCACUCUACAACGGCCUCCAUCGCCCUCUGCUGGCCCGGAUGCCGUGUUGCGCGCACCUUGCCGGAGGCGAGGAGGAGGGAAGCGAUAGGGAGAGAGAUCCACUGGUGUCAGAGAGCUAACUGCUAACGGUUAAUCACUAACAGGGGAAAAAAAGGGAAGUAAAACGGGCGCUGGUGGCAUCGCAAGUACAGUGGAGCGCUAAACCGCACUAAACACACACACACACACAAAAACACACACACAUCCACGCAGGAUGUGUCAGAAGGUGAUCUUGAAUAGGGCAUGGGUGUACAGCACACAGAUGAUGCACACACACACACAUUGUUUUUUUGUUUUAAAAUGAUGUCUGCCACUGCCUGUACAGCUUUAAAGGAGAAGGAACGUAUUACUUGCCUCCUUGUGUGACAUGACGUAACAUAUAAAAGGAUGACCAUACUUGGGAAUAACUAAUGUCAUUUAAGCUGACGAUAGUUUUGAAAAUAUUUUUUUUUUUAUAAAUGUCACUGGAACUGUAAAAUAACAAAAGAAAAAAAAAUGCCACAAUUUGUAUAAAUUCAGUUAACAGGGAAUAUGUCCUUUUUUUGUUUGUUGGUCUGUACAUUUUAUCAAUGCUGGAGUUUAUACCAUGUGUUCAUACCAAGUCUUUGUGCCAGUAAGUGAUGAGUAGUUCUUUUUUUUUUUUUAAGUGAUUUAUAUCGGAUCAUGAUUUUCAGAUGUUCAGAAACACAACCUUCACUUGUGCAUAAGGUCUUUUAUACUUAAACAUGAACUCAGUACCAUGAUAUCAAGGCCUUAGAAAGGCAUCGCUGUUUACCUUUCUUUAAAUGUUUGUCGGGAGCCGACCUUUUGGGAGCUGCGGAUUUCUUGUUUUUGCCAAACUGAAAGGUUUAUAGGCCAAUGGCACAGUUUCUAGGAGAUAAUGAAUUCUCUAUUUUGAUGGUGAGCAGUGGCUUGAUUUCUCUGUACCUCUUUGUGACUGUUCCAGCACCCAUUAUCUCACUAAAGAGUAAAUGAGGGCUAGAACAAUCAGAGCACUCAGUUUGGCAUGCAUGCUUGCGUGCUUUUUAUCAAUGGCCUUCCUUUUUUCAGGUGAAUUUAGCCCAUUAAAUGUUGUUGCAUCA
Molecule: messenger RNA, 2284 nt
Organism: Clupea harengus (Atlantic herring)
Lineage: Eukaryota; Metazoa; Chordata; Actinopteri; Clupeiformes; Clupeidae
Gene: slc35f6
Product: solute carrier family 35 member F6
Biological process (GO): transmembrane transport
Cellular component (GO): membrane; intracellular membrane-bounded organelle
Molecular function (GO): transmembrane transporter activity
Source: RefSeq, a predicted model, not a curated record